Botrytis porri is the source of this 1281-nucleotide messenger RNA. RefSeq lists its product as uncharacterized. Gene Ontology annotation, biological process: DNA damage response. The transcript is spliced from 3 exons. Lineage: Eukaryota; Fungi; Ascomycota; Leotiomycetes; Helotiales; Sclerotiniaceae. Gene Ontology annotation, molecular function: single-stranded DNA binding. The record is from RefSeq and is a predicted model, not a curated record. Bases 1 to 1281 code for a protein of 426 amino acids.
AUGUGUGGAAGAUACGCUUUGCACCUGCGACCUUCAGAGGUUCGCCAAUAUCUCGAAAAUGAGAAUAUGCCGGUUGAGGAAGCGCCUGAUGAUGAAGGUGAUGGCACACCGAGGCAAAGUUUUAAUUUUGCGCCGGGAUAUCAUGGUCUCGUUUAUCGGGCUAAUGUACCGGAUUGGGGUGCGGGAUCGAGACAUCACAAGGAAGGUGUCGAUGAGACUGAAAAGAGAUCCGCCCCUGAGCCAGAAACUACUAACCCGGAUGGGACUGAGCAAGAAGAACAUACGAAUGAGGCAGUCCAUAUGAAAUGGGGCUUGAUACCGUUCUGGACGAAGCGUAACCCGGAUUAUGGAUCGAUGAUGAAAACUAUUAAUUGCCGUGACGAUUCUUUGAUUGAGAAUAGAGGAAUGUGGAAUACGAUGAAGCAAAAGAAGAGGUGUGUUGUUGUUGCAGAGGGGUUUUAUGAGUGGUUGAAGAAAGGAAAAGAAAAGAUUCCUCAUUAUAUCAAGAGGAAGGACGGUCAGCUCAUGUGCAUGGCGGGGCUUUGGGAUGUCGUUCAAUAUGAAGGCUCGGAUGACAAACUUUAUACUUACACCAUCAUCACGACGAGUGCGAAUAAACAGUUGAAUUUCUUACAUGAAAGGAUGCCAGUUGUUCUUGACAACGGUUCAGAAGAUCUCCGUACUUGGCUUGAUCCAAAAAGAUCAUCAUGGACAAAAGAACUCCAAUCUCUCCUGAAACCAUACGAAGGAGAAUUAGAAAUCUACCCAGUUAGCAAGGAGGUGGGAAAGGUAGGCAAUGAUUCUCCUAAUUUCAUUGUUCCAGUAGCAAGCACGGAAAAUAAGUCCAAUAUUGCCAAUUUCUUUGCAAAAGGGGGGAAGAAUGACGCAAAGGCAUCAUCUAAGCCGUCACCUAAGUCUUCGGAUGCAGUCGCACUUCGGAAGAUCCAAGAGGAAGAAACAAAAGAUACACCAAUCAAGCAAAAGCAUACAGAUACAGAUGGUCGCAAAACUAUUGAUCACAAUGGAUCCGAGGAUAAUGCGCCAUUACCAGUGCCCAAAGCAGAGAAGAAACAAGGAAUAAAACGCGAGCUUGACGAUGUUGAUACUGAAGAGCCGCCCCAGAAGUCAAUCCGCGUUUCUGCAAGUCCCGAAAAAGAUUCUCCGCCUGUGGCGUCAAAUAGGAAGACUAGAAGCGCUACUAGCAAUAAUUAUGGAAGCCCGAAGAAAUCUUCUGCUCAGGAAAAGGGAAGUCAAAAGAUCACGAAUUUCUUUAGCAAAUGA